Gadus chalcogrammus (walleye pollock) is the source of this 2589-nucleotide messenger RNA. Its product is annotated as E3 ubiquitin-protein ligase TRIM39-like. The record is from RefSeq and is a predicted model, not a curated record. Lineage: Eukaryota; Metazoa; Chordata; Actinopteri; Gadiformes; Gadidae. Bases 847 to 2469 code for a protein of 540 amino acids. Gene Ontology annotation, molecular function: protein binding; zinc ion binding. The transcript is spliced from 2 exons.
GCAGGCGAGGGUUCAGCAUCAGGCAGACAGUCAGGCAGGCAGUCAGACAGGCAAGGACUCGAUGAUAGGCGGGUAGUCAGGCAGGCAGGGGUUUGGCAACAGGUAGGCAGAGUGACGGACGGAGAACAAGGGAAGAGGGGAGAGGGUUAUCAAGAGAACGGGAACACUGAACUGGGUCUAGAGAAUGCUGGUAGGACCAAUACGAACUGGGUAGUUGUAAACGACGAACUGGCGCCGGCUGGAUGGAGAUCCCCGGCUGAAGUAGGAAGUGGAGAUUGAUGAUUGAAGACAGGUGUGACGGAAGAAUGAGGUACAGUGGCGUCAAGUGGCCACUAGAUGGGAGUGUUGGACCGCGGCGCGUAGCAGGACGCGGCGUGACACAGGGUUAACUCAAUAUUAAAUCACAAAACAUACUAGCACACAUACCCUGGGCAUAUAGGGAGCGGGUUGUUUUUGUGAAGACUGUAAAGAAAAAUACAACCCUCAGAAAUAGUCAAGACAUGUCAAUUGUUUUUGUAUAGGUCUUAAUCCCAGAUACAGUGUUUUGUUAAAUAUUGCGUUUCUUACUUUUUAAAACAUAUCAACAUAUUUGAAUUACAGCGCAUGAAUGCACCCAAAGCCAGAGUGUGAAAGUUGAAACGACAGUGAACCGUGUGUCCGUGGGGGCGGAGCCAUGUGUUAGGGGAGGAGCCAGUUGUUAGGGGAGGAGAGGAGGGGACGUCUUGUUCAAGAAACGAAACUUAAGGAUCAUAGAAACCAAAGGCAUCCAACGUAGAAGCAGUUCUCUCUUUCAGGAGGAAAGAAGCAUUUUGGAAAACAUCGUCUGACACAGAAACCACAACAAGGAUGGCCUCUGCUAACACUUCCUGGUCUGAAGAGAACUUUUCCUGUCCCAUCUGUCUGGAUGUGUUCAGCAGCCCAGUUUCCACACCGUGUGGACACAACUUCUGCAGAACCUGCAUUAAUAGAUUCUGGGAUGAAAAAGUCCAGUGCAAAUGUCCUAUUUGUAACAAGAUGUUCGACACUAGACCUGAUCCACAGGUCAAUAUCCUUGUAUCAGAGAUGGCUGAUCAGUUUAGAGCGACCGUACGAGUAAAGGAGCAGCCUUGUGUUGAACCAGGAGAAGUUCCCUGUGACGUCUGCACUGGGACCCAGCUGAAGGCUGUGAAGUCCUGCCUAGUGUGUUUUAUGUCUUACUGCCAAACCCACCUGGAGCCACAUCAGAGAGUCACAGUCCUGAAGAAACAUCGGCUGGUCGAGCCUAUGGACCGUCUGGAAGACCGGAUGUGUAAGAAACACGACCGACUUCUGGAGCUCUUCUGCCAGACUGAACAGGAGUGUGUGUGUCAGUACUGCACAGAGGCAGACCACAAGUCCCAUCCUGUUGUACCUCUAAAGGAGGAAUAUGAAGUGAAGACGGCCCUGCUGGGGAAGAUAGAGGCUGAAGUUCAGCUGAUGAUCCAGGAGAGAAAACUAAAGAUUAAGGAGAUAAAAGACACAGUUGAAUAUAGCAAGAAAGACGCAGACAGAGUGAUAGCCGAUGGUGGGCAGGUCUUCACUGCUUUGAUGCGUCGCGUUAAAAAGUGCAGAGAUGAUUUCAACCAAAAAGUUAAAAAGAGACUGAAAACCACAGAGAAACAAGCUGAAGACCUCAUCAAAGAGCUGGAGCGGGAAAGAGAAGAUCUGACCAAUAGAAGCUCAGAGGUGAAGCGGCUCUCACACACUAAAGACCAGCUCCACUUCCUCCAGGCCUUCAGAUCCCUGAAGGAUCCUCCACCCCCCAGGGACUGGACCACGGUGGAGGUCUGUCCUCCGUCAUACGCAGGGACCUUGAUGAGAUCCCUGGUUCAGCUGGAGGAGACACUGAACAUGGAGAUGAAGAAGCUGCGUGAAGCUGCUGAACUGAAGAGGGUCCAGCAGUAUGAAGUGGAUGUGACUCUGGAUCCUGAUACAGCAAAUCCCAUACUCAUCCUAUCUGAGGAUGGGAAACAAGUACAUGAUGGUGGUGUAGUGAAGAAACUCCCAGACAACCCUAAGAGAUUUACAGGGUAUACAUGUGUUCUCACGAGGCAGAGCUUCUCCUCAGGGAGAUUUUACUUUGAGGUCCAGGUUAAAGACAAGACUGCAUGGUGGUUAGGAGUGGCCAGAGAGUCCAUAGAGAGAAAAGGUUGGACAGGGUUAAGCCCUGAGAACGGUUACUGGACUCUUUACUACAACAAGGAUAAGUUGGUAUUUAGAGAUAACCCUGCUGUCGAUCUCCCUCUGAGAGCUGAGCUCCAGAAGGUGGGGUUGUUUGUUGAUUAUGAUGAGGGUCUGCUCUCCUUCUAUGAUGUGGAAGCCAGGGUUCAUAUCUACUCUGCUACUGGCUGCACCUUCACUGAGCCUCUCUAUCCACUCCUCUGUCCAUGGUAUCAAGGAGUUACAAACUCUGCCCCCCUGAUCAUCUCACCUGUCAAUCAAACAGACUAGGCCUUUUGUUUGAUAACAAAAUAAACAAACAACCAAAAUAACUAAUGUUUCCUGAAUGGGAAUCGUACUAUUCACUGUUAAUUAACAACAUUGUGUAACAAAAUGCAACUUACACUGUGU